Cottoperca gobio is the source of this 2377-nucleotide messenger RNA. Its product is annotated as zinc finger protein 501-like. Gene Ontology annotation, cellular component: nucleus. Bases 8 to 1357 code for a protein of 449 amino acids. The record is from RefSeq and is a predicted model, not a curated record. Gene Ontology annotation, biological process: regulation of transcription by RNA polymerase II. Gene Ontology annotation, molecular function: RNA polymerase II cis-regulatory region sequence-specific DNA binding; DNA-binding transcription activator activity, RNA polymerase II-specific. The transcript has a single exon. NCBI's taxonomy places the organism in Eukaryota, Metazoa, Chordata, Actinopteri, Perciformes, Bovichtidae.
UACCUGUAUGUUGACUCCUACUGAUGAGGAAAGUGACCACCAGCUCCUCUCUCACAACUCUCAUGUAGCUGAGAGCCAAGAUCAGAAAGGAGGCAAGCAUGGAGACUCAGGCUCAACUAGAAAUGCAGAGCCAAAUCAACAGAAUCAACAUCACGAAAGCAUAAGUCACAGUAACAAUGUCGACAACCCUAACCUGUCAGAGAUGCACUGUGAUUCUCAUACAGGCAAACAGCCUUUAAAAUGUGACGCAUGUGGAAAAGACUUUAAGCAUAAAUACUCACUAGAGAGACAUCUGAGAACCCACACAGGUGAGAAGCCAUAUUCUUGUAAAAUAUGUGGGAAUGGAUUUAAUCACAAAUCAUCAUUGACCUCUCAUACAAGAAUCCACACAGGUGAGAAUCCAUAUUCUUGUGAAACAUGUGGGAAAGGAUUUAAUAAUAAAUCAGCAUUGACCUCUCAUACAAGAAUCCACACAGGUGAGAAGCCAUAUUCUUGUAAAACAUGUGAGAAAGGAUUUAAACAGAAAUCAGCAUUGACCUAUCAUACAAGAAUCCACACAGGUGAGAAUCCAUAUUCUUGUAAAACAUGUGGGAAAGGAUUUCAUCAGAAAUCAGCAUUGACCUCUCAUACAAGAAUCCACACAGGUGAGAGGCCAUAUUCCUGCAACACGUGUGGGAAAAGAUUUAAUCAGAAAUCAUCAUUGACCGCUCAUACAAGAAUCCACACAGGUGAGAAUCCAUAUUCUUGUAAAACAUGUGGGAAAACAUUUCAUCAGAAAUCAGCAUUGACCUCUCAUAUAAGAAUCCACACAGGUGAGAAUCCAUAUUCUUGUAAAACAUGUGGGAAAACAUUUACUCACAAUUCAUCAUUGACCGCUCAUACAAGAAUCCACACAGGUGAGAAUCCAUAUUCUUGUAAAACAUGUGGGAAAACAUUUACUCACAAUUCAUCAUUGACCUCUCAUACAAGAACCCACACAGGUGAGAAACCAUAUUCUUGUAAAACAUGUGGGAAAAGAUUUAAUCAUAAAAAAGGAUUGACCUCUCAUACAAGAAUCCACACAGGUGAGAAACCAUAUUCUUGUAAAACAUGUGGGAAAACAUUUACUCACAAUUUAUCAUUGACCUAUCAUACAAGAACCCACACAGGUGAGAAACCAUAUUCUUGUAAAACAUGUGGGAAAGGAUUUAAACAGAAAUCAGCAUUGACAUCUCAUACAAGAACCCACACAGGUGAGAGGCCAUAUUCUUGUAAAACAUGUUGGAAAAAAUUCCGGUCUAAUGAGAAUUUGAAAGCCCACAUGAGAACGCACAUGGGGGGAAAGCUACAUCACUGCAGCAGAGGUUCCAGAGAUUAAAGAGUAACAGGAGGAACUAAAAUGAGUUUGACACUCCUGACUUCAGGGUUACACUCUGUAAUAAGUGUUUGAUCAUACACUAUUUCUACACUACCUCAGAAAUGAGGUCACUGAGGUUUUUUCUUUGUUAGAGGAAGAUUGUCUGUUUUGGGUUAUUGGAUUGCAAUGGGAUAGUGCUUGAUCACCUGAACGUGUAAAUGUAGCAGAGAUAUGGAUGGUGGGAUGCUGGGCUUAAGAAGCUUGUGCGUAAUGCAUACUGGUACAUGCAGGCAGUCCCUGCACUGCUCCGCGAGCAGGAGAACUCAGCUUUAGGAUUCAGGGGGAUCUAUUUGCAGAAAUGGAAUAUAGUAUUCAUAACUGUUUUCUUUCAUCUAUAAUCACAUGAAACUAAGAAUCGUUGUGUUUUCAUUAGAUUAGAACUGAGCCCUUCAUAUCUACAUGAGAGCGUGUCCACUUCCACUGAGACCCCCAUGUAGCCUCUUUAGUAUCCCAGAACAGACGAACCAAACUCUGGCUCUAGAAAAGGUCUUUCGUGUUUUUACGUUACCGGAAGCCACUGUAGGUUCUCACAACACUUGGAAAAGGAGGUGGGCAGAGGAGUAUUCAGUUAGUUGCACCUGCAACCUCACCGCUAGAUGCCACUAAAUCCUACACACUGGACCUUUCUAAGGGGACAGUUAAUGUUGUAACUGACCAUGAUGAACAAACUGUUGACCAAGAUGAAUGUUACUGCAUUGUAUGCAACUUUUUAAUUGAACAACGGUGACACUGAGCAUGGGUGAUUGUAGCAACACUGUUAAUAUCAUUUGUUAUACUGCUGCACAUUGUUUGAAGACUGACUGUGACAGAACAUAUUGCUGUAAAGGCCAGAAGCUAUAGAAGCUUAAAGAGAACGUAUUCAUAUCACACAUGUUUGUUACCAAGGUAGAAUGGUGCAUCACAUUUUACGGUUUGUAAAUAAUGAAUGUGUGUAUACAUUGUCUUGAAGUAAUUUCUUUCUAAAUGCUGCAAACAUAUUGU